AUGGAAAAGUACAGGGAAGGACAACAGGAGCUCCACUGUGUGUUUAUUGACUUAGAAAAAGCCUACAAUAGAGUCCCUAGAGAUGAAGUGUGGAAUUACUUAAGACUAAAAGGAGUCCCAAAGAGCUACGUAAUAUUAGUACAGGAUAUGUACUGUAAUACGUCAACAGAAGUUGGAUGCCAGUCAGGGAAAAGCGAGAAGUUUGAGGUAAAAGUAGGAGUACAUCAGGGUUCGGCACUCAGUCCAUUAUUAUUUGCAUUUGUCAUGGAUUAUCUGACAAAGGAAGUACGAAGGUCAUCACCAUGGGAUAUCAUGUAUGCUGAUGAUGUGGUCAUAUGCACCAAUGAGGCAUGCGAAGAGAAACUAGAGCAAUGGAUUCGAGCUCUAGAGAGACGCGGUAUGAAAGUAAGCAGAACGAAGACGGAAUACCUCAAUGCCGGUAAUGGGACGCAGAGAGUUGGAACUAUCAGCUUAGGAGGUGAAAGGGUACAACGAGUAGCGGAAUUUAAAUACCUAGUCUCAACAGUACAAGAAGAUGGUGGAUCAGAAGCAGAAGUGUCGAAGAGAAUACAGGCAGACUGCAACAGCUGGCGAAAGGUUACAGGGGCUUUUUGUGACCCAAAAGCGUCCGAGAGCGUGAUCCACAAGACCGACGCAGCUGGAGACCCAUGA
This is a messenger RNA of Penaeus indicus, 672 nucleotides long. RefSeq lists its product as uncharacterized. The record is from RefSeq and is a predicted model, not a curated record. Lineage: Eukaryota; Metazoa; Arthropoda; Malacostraca; Decapoda; Penaeidae. The coding region runs from base 1 to 672 and encodes 223 amino acids. The transcript has a single exon.